Hordeum vulgare subsp. vulgare (domesticated barley) is the source of this 1072-nucleotide messenger RNA. RefSeq names its product zinc finger protein ZAT12-like. The record is from RefSeq and is a predicted model, not a curated record. The transcript has a single exon. Bases 120 to 698 code for a protein of 192 amino acids. Lineage: Eukaryota; Viridiplantae; Streptophyta; Magnoliopsida; Poales; Poaceae.
GCCUAUAAAUACAGCUGCGGCUUGAUGCGUUUCUUCUUCAUCAGCUGCUUCUUCAUCAUCAUCAUCAUCAUCAUCAUCAUCUUUAGAGUUUGAGGGAUCGAUCAGUUGGGUUCAGAGCAAUGACGAAGCGGUUUGCUUUGGAGCAGAAGGAGAUGACACGCAUGCUCUUGCUCGUGUCGCGGGAGCAGGCGAUGCCCAUGCCGAUGCCGGUGGCGGCGCGCGGUCACCGCGCCCCGGAGCGGGUGUUCGUGUGCAAGACCUGCGACCGUGUGUUCCCGUCGUUCCAGGCGCUGGGCGGCCACCGGGCCAGCCACAAGAAGCCGCGGCUGGACGACGGCGGCGACCUCAAGCCCAAGCUGCACGGAUGCUCCGUCUGCGGGCUGGAGUUCGCCAUCGGCCAGGCGCUCGGUGGCCACAUGCGGCGCCACCGUGCCAUGGCCGCGGGCGGAGGCGGCGGCGUCAUGCCCAUGACGCCGCCGACAGCAGCAGCGAUCAAGGAGCACGGCGAAAGCGGCGACGACGACGCGGUUGUCGGCAUGAAGCGCGGGCUGUGGCUCGACCUGAACCAUCCACCUUGCGACGAGUACGGCGCCGGCAGCGAGAGCGACGACGAGUGCGGCCACGUCGACGCAGCUGCCGCCGGGUACACGUUCCACCAGUUCAUGGAUACCGGCACCAUGGCGGUGGACUGCGUCUAGCUGCCCCGUCCCCCACUCCGUUGCCGGGUUUUUGCCGGAUAGCACAAUAUUUUCCUGUGUGUACUUUGGCAGUAACUUCUUCUUUUUUUACCCUUUUUCUUUCACCUUUUCAUGCAUGGAUAAAUCCAUAUUUUGUAGCAUGCAGUAGAUGAGUGCCCAGUGAGAGGCAUGCCAUGGCAGUACAUAAAAUCAUCUCUUUGAGAUGAUUAGUUUUGUGCCUAAUUUGGUGGCUUUGUAGGCUCACCAGAGCUAUUUUCCUCAGGUUUUCCGGUUAUUAUUUGCCCGGUUAUUACUGAAAAAAAACCUUUGGUCAAGUGGCUUAAUGUGUAAUUAUCCAGUUGAAGUAAAGUAUAUAUGGAGGUUGUGAUUCAUCA